AUGGAUAAAAAAAAUUUUUUUAUAGAAGCACUAGGGAAAUGCAUAAACGAUUUAACACCACAACAAGACAAAAUGUUAUUAUGCUAUAAAAAAGCAAUGUCCAAUCUUAAAAAUUAUAAAGAGCCAUUACCCGAUGUCGAGUCAUUACAGAAAGUUAAAGGUAUUGGGCCAAACACUCAAAGGAAAAUUAAGGAAGUUUUAAGUUCCGAAGACUUUCACAAUUCAGACCCAAAGAGCGUAGCCACCCUUACCGGUGUGGAUUCGAGUCCUAGUACUAUUAUUGGACUUGAUAAAGAGGUCGAUAUUCAUGUUGCUAACAGGAAAGGUACUAGUAAAAAUAAACGCAAAAUAUUGGAGUCUAUUGAAGGAGGAAUGGAGAAGGAAGUUGAUAAUUUUGCUGUUUCUUUGGAUAUUACAAAAAAAAAGAAAAGAAAAGUAUCUAAAAAAAGAAGAUAUGUUCCUUCAAAAAACAGUGGUGGAUAUGCAGUAUUAUUGGCUCUAUUAUCAUUAUUUUUUGAGGCUAAAGAUGGUGCAACGAAAUCAGAGGUGAUAGAUAUAGCUACUAAUUUUUGUUCUUCCUCAUUUAGUAGUAACCCAUCGGCAAAUGAUUUUUAUAAUGCUUGGUCAUGCACAAAAACUUUGGUUAAGCAUGAGUUAGUCCUCGAAUGUAAUGGUAAACGUAAGCCACAAAGGUAUAGAUUAAGCGAAACUGGAUUUGAAUUGGCUUUGAGUAUGAAAAAAAUCGAUAACAUCGUUUUUGAAAACGAGAGUUAUUUUAACAGAAAACUGAGGGCAGAACAAAACACAUAUAAACAAGGAUCCAAAUCUAGCACCAAACGAAAACCAACAUCUAGUGGUUCUAGUACCUCUAGCUUUAGUGAUAUCUCUGAAAAUGACCACGUAAAUGAUAAAUCUGCCAAUACUAGUGAUGAAAUGACAGCCAAUCUAAGUGAUUUAUUGAGUGCCAUACUAAAGAAAAAUACUACUACUACUGCUACUACUUUAGGACAAGUAAAUAAUAAAAAAGCAUGGGAAAAUCCUAUUUCUUUAAAUAGAAACAAUUCAACUGAUUUGGCUAGUUAUACCAAUGGACACACUUACAAUUAUAAAAAGGAAAAUAGACCCCUUUUAAGAAUGAACACAAUAGCUACAGAGACAGUAACUGAGCAUAUAGAUAAUAUUAACGACGGUAGUAUUCUUAUGGAUCACAAUAAUCCACAAAAUAUCCAACCAUUAAAAGGCUUCAAUGAUCAGAUACUGAGAGCAAGGUUCGAAGGCAUUAAUUACCAAUUAUGGGAGCCUGGCUCGUAUGAUAUUGUCUUGUAUAUAGAUCAAAGAGAAAUAAAAGCGCAAAAUCAGCGAGAUUUUUUUUCAAAAGCACUAAGGACGAGAGGUGUGUAUAAUGAAAUUAAAAGUUUGAAUUUGAGUGAUAUGUUGUGGGUAGCAAGGCAUAAAAAAACGGGGGUUGAGUGCUGUUUAAAUUUCAUGAUUGAGCGUAAGAGAUUAGAUGAUUUUGCAUCCAGUGUAAAAGAUAAUAGAUUUCUAGAUCAAAAGCAUAGACUCUUAGAAACUGGGUGUCAAAACAUAUUUUAUUUGGUAGAGGAAACCACUAGCAGACCAUUACAACACAUGGCAGGUGCUUUGAAGACUUCCAUUUGGCAUACAAUUAUAUAUUCAGGGUUUCAUGUGAAACGAACAAGCAAUUCAGAUGAUACUGUAGCUUGGCUAGUUAGUUUGCAUAAAACAAUAGUAACAUAUUAUCAAGACAAAAAAAUUUUGAUGUUAUCCCCAAAAAGUUUUUCCAAAAAAAAUGAAUAUAGGGAAACUUUAAAUAAAUUCAGGAAUCAAUUCGAACGAAAAAACAGUAAUAUUGAGUGCUGUCACAAGUUCGAGCAUUUCCAAGAGGUUUUAGGUAAGUCUUCUCUAUUAACUGUAAAAGAGCUGUAUUUAAGGUGUCUAUUGGCAGUCAAGGGGGUUUCGUUAGAUAAAGCUUUAGCUAUUCAAUCAGAAUUUCCCACAUUAAAAUCGUUAUUAAUGGCUUAUAGAUGUUGUAAAACUGAGUUGGAAGCCAGCAGGUUAAUUAUGGAUGUUUUAAAGGAUAUGCCUGGUAAUAAAAAAAUUGGAAAAUCUUUAUCAAAUAUUAUAUAUAAAACGUUUGGAGAACAAUAA
Messenger RNA from Saccharomycodes ludwigii, 2169 nucleotides. RefSeq names its product Mus81p (gene MUS81). The record is from RefSeq and is a predicted model, not a curated record. Gene Ontology annotation, molecular function: crossover junction DNA endonuclease activity; 3'-flap endonuclease activity; DNA binding. The transcript has a single exon. NCBI's taxonomy places the organism in Eukaryota, Fungi, Ascomycota, Saccharomycetes, Saccharomycodales, Saccharomycodaceae. Gene Ontology annotation, cellular component: nucleus; Holliday junction resolvase complex. Gene Ontology annotation, biological process: resolution of meiotic recombination intermediates; DNA catabolic process; mitotic intra-S DNA damage checkpoint signaling. Bases 1 to 2169 code for a protein of 722 amino acids.